ACGCCCUGUAAGAUCAGGCACCCGUGCUUCAUGUGGAACAUGCUGGCCAUGAUUUCAUCAGCAGUGGGGACCAUGCUUUACCUGAACUUCAAAGAGGAAACCAUUGCUAUGCGGAAGGACGGGUACAUUUUCAGCAUGUACCCGUGCGUCUACACCAGGUGCAAGACAGCAGAGCUGCUGGAGCACCCGUGGAGGGUGAUUCGUGACAAGAGGAUGAAGAUGACUGAUAUGAUAAGCCAGAUAGUGACCAGCUUCAUAGUAUUCCUCUUGCUGCCCCUUUACUGCACGAAAGUUAUCAGCCUGAAGAACUGGAUGUACACCCUGCAGGUCUACGACACAGAAAGAAAGAACAUCGAGUCCGAAGGGAGGGAGAUCCACUACUACGAGGACCUGGAAGGCACAACCAGGAAACUACCAAUCAUAUACGAAGUCACGGAGACCGAGUCUGGAACUGACAAGCAGAGAUAUUUCCCUUACUCGCUUGUCAUUCUCCAUAACAGAAUCAGCCUGUGUGACAAAACAAAAAAAGAUAACAUAUUCUAUGAUAGCGAGCUUAUACCUGACAACGCAGAACCGGUUGAAGAGCCAGUGGAGAUCGCACCAAAGCCAAAAAUGGAUUUUGAAGCUUUUAAAGAAAGGUUACAAUUUCGUGCGGAACAAGCGAAAGUCGUCGAGACGAAAGCAAGGACCUGGCUUUGGUUCGACAUGAACACCAACAACGUAUCUAAGUGGCCGUGCUACGAGGGUGUGGAAAAAGUGCACCAGACCACACAAACAGAACAAUGCUACGUCUGCCUUGAAAAGUCUAGCAAAACUUUUUCCAAUCAACAAAUCAUAUUCAGCAUAAACUGCUGUUGCAACAAGCCAGCCCCUGUUGAGAGCCCGCGCAGACCUUUUCAUGAGCCCUGUAAGCUGGACUAUGCUAGAGAAGGACACUCGAGUUUUUCCAGAAAGAAAUUUAACAAGCUGAAGACCAGAGCUUUAACAAGCAAGGGUAUUACGUCCCCAUAUAACACAUACAAUGGUUUUACGUACUCAAAAAACAUGGGCGGAGACAGAAACUGGAAUAAUAGUUUUGAAGAGAUUUGUGAUAAAGCCAAAUUUGAUGAAAAAGAGAAUUUUAAGAUACUAGAUUUUGAGAAACCCAAGUCUCAAGAGAUCCACCGCCAGAUUCAGGAGCAUUUCAACACACACAGCACCCCUUUAGAAAUCAUCGGUCUGCCAGAUUCAUUAAAGACUUCACACUACAGGAUGAGACUGGGCCAUACGUUACACAUCACACAUCGCCUGUGGUUCCUAGCCAUCUUUUACAUCAUUCUAGCACUCCUGCCUAUUGGCAUUGAGUCCAGGAUGCUCCAAUACAGUUUUCUUCUGUCGCACGCAGACCACUUUAUGGGCCUGGUCCAUUUUUUCACACUCUUCAUAUUCAGCUCAGGUUUCAGAAGAACUUUAAGGAUGCAGUGCCGUUGAUUGACAAAGCCAUUGUCUACUAUUGCGAUUCUUCAAGGAUUCAUUUUAAAAAUAAAAAACCAGAUAUUCCUAUCUUUCAUGAAUGACCACUUAUGUGUCCUAAUAUGCAUUGUGCAACAUAACAUUUCCGUACAAAUUUUAGCAUCACUUCAAACACCAGUUACAUUAAAUGCUGGAACUUUUAAGUGCUUGAAGUACUUAUCAGUGGGGAUAUAAGUACAGGAUGUUUUCCACAGAGGAGGACAAUAAUCCACCAUUGCUGGAAUCAAAGAC
This is a messenger RNA of Physella acuta, 1743 nucleotides long. RefSeq lists its product as uncharacterized. Lineage: Eukaryota; Metazoa; Mollusca; Gastropoda; Physidae. The record is from RefSeq and is a predicted model, not a curated record.